UGAUGCCGAUUGGAACCGGACCGCGUUGGGCAUGACACCUCACUAACAGGUUGCGCGCCGGCAUGUGCCGUCAGGUGUUCGUGCGCAUGGAUGCAGGUCGCGUCUCUCUGUCAUGGUGUCAGCGUUCGCGGUGAGUUCGCCUGGAGCACUAUGGAGGAGAGAAAGACACUUUUCUUCUUCUUCUUCUUCUGCCUUCUCGUCGCGACGCAGCUCCUCCGCCCGAGCGCCGCGCAAGUCCUCCGAAUCGGCGGGAUUUUUGAGACCCGGGAGAGUGAGCUGGUCAGUUCGGACGAGCUGGCGUUCAAGUUCGCUGUGAACAACAUCAACCGCAACAAGACGCUGAUGCCCAACACCACCCUCACCUACGACAUUCAGAGGAUCAACCUCUUUGACGGCUUUGAGGCGUCGCGCAGAGUGUGCGACCAGCUGGCUCUCGGGGUGGUCGCCGUGUUCGGCCCCUCCCACAGCUCCUCGGUCAGUGCGGUUCAGUCCAUCUGCAACGCCCUGGAGGUCCCCCACAUCCAGACCCGCUGGAAGCACCCGUCCGUGGACAACAAGGACACGUUCUUCAUCAACCUGUACCCCGAGUACACGGCCAUCGCCCGCGCCAUCCUGGACGUGGUCACGUUCUUCAAGUGGAGGAAGCUCACGGUGGUCUACGAGGACAGCACAGGUCUGAUGCGGAUGCAGGAGUUGAUCAAAGCCCCCGCGAAGCUCAACUUGAGGAUCAAGAUCCGCCAGCUCACGCCGGGCAACCAGGACGCCCGGCCGCUGCUCAAGGAGCUGAAGAAGGACAAGGAGUUUUUCAUCCUCUUCGACUGCUCCUAUCGCAUGGCCGCCGAGCUCCUCAAGCAGCUUUCAUCAAUGGGAAUGAUGACGGAGUACUACCAUUUUUUCUUCACAACCCUGGAUUUGUUCGCGCUGGACCUGGAGCCGUACCGCUACAGCGGGGUCAACAUGACGGGUUUCCGGCUGCUGAACAUAGACGACCCCUGGGUGGCCUCCACCAUGGACAAGUGGGCCAUGGAGAGACUGCAGGGCCCCAAGCAAGAGAGCGGCCUGAUGGACGGCGUCAUGACGACAGACGCAGCCUUGAUGUACGACGCCGUGUUCAUGGUUGCCGUGGCGUCGCAGCGGGCCACUCAGAUGACUGUCAGCUCCCUGCAGUGUCACCGCCACAAGCCCUGGCGCUUCGGACCGCGCUUCAUGAACCUCUUCAAAGAGGCACAGUGGGACGGACUGACGGGGCACAUUGUUCUAAAUAAGACAGAUGGCCUGAGGAGGGACUUUGAUUUGGACAUCAUCAGCCUCAAAGAGGACGGCACUGCCAGGAUCGCCGUGUGGAACUCGUACAGGGGCAUGAACCUGACGGAGAAGUCCAUCCGGGACAAGAAUAACAAUGUGACGGACUCUCUGGCAAACAGGACGCUUAUUGUCACCACGAUACUGGAAAAUCCGUACGUGAUGUAUAAGAAGUCGGACAAGGAGCUCGUGGGUAACGACCGUUUCGAGGGCUACUGCCUGGACCUGCUGAAGGAGCUCUCCAACAUCCUGGGCUUCACGUACGAAGUCCGACUGGUGGCUGAUGGGAAAUACGGCGCCCAGAACGACAAGGGGGAGUGGAACGGGAUGGUCCGGGAGCUGAUCGACCACAUUGCCGACCUCGCCGUGGCCCCGUUGACCAUCACGUACGUCAGAGAGAAGUCCAUCGACUUCUCCAAGCCCUUCAUGACCUUAGGCAUCAGCAUCCUGUACCGCAAGCCCAACGGCACCAACCCGGGCGUGUUCUCCUUCCUCAACCCCCUGUCGCCGGACAUCUGGAUGUACGUGCUGCUGGCCUGCACGGGAGUCAGCUGUGUGCUCUUUGUGAUCGCCAGGUUCACGCCGUACGAGUGGUACAACCCGCAUCCAUGCAACCCGUCCUCGACCCUGAUACAGAACAAUUUCACUCUGCUCAACAGCUUCUGGUUCGGUGUUGGGGCCCUUAUGCGGCAAGGCUCCGAGCUGAUGCCCAAGGCUCUGUCCACUCGCAUAGUCGGGGGGAUCUGGUGGUUCUUCACCCUAAUCAUCAUCUCCUCCUACACGGCCAACUUGGCGGCCUUCCUCACCGUGGAACGGAUGGACGCGCCCAUCGACUCGGCGGACGACCUUGCGAAGCAGACCAGGAUCGAAUAUGGGGCGGUGCGGGAUGGAUCCACCAUGACCUUCUUCAAGAAAUCAAAGAUCUCCACCUAUGAGAAGAUGUGGGCGUUCAUGAGCAGCAGGAAGAACACGGCGCUGGUGAAGAACAACAAGGACGGCAUCACCCGCGUCCUGACCACGGACUACGCCAUGCUGAUGGAGUCCACCAGCAUCGAGUACAUCAGCCAGAGGAACUGCAACCUCACGCAGAUCGGGGGCCUCAUAGACUCCAAGGGCUACGGCGUGGGAACGCCGAUCGGUUCUCCGUACAGGGACAAAGUGACCAUCGCCAUCCUCCAGCUGCAGGAGGAAGGGAAGCUGCACAUGAUGAAGGAGAAGUGGUGGCGCGGCAACGGCUGCCCGGAGGAGGACAACAAGGAGGCGAGCGCCCUGGGCGUGGAGAACAUCGGCGGCAUCUUCAUCGUCCUGGCCGCCGGGCUGGUUCUGUCCGUGUUCGUGGCCAUCGGAGAGUUCAUCUACAAGGCCCGCCGGAACGCCGACAUAGAGGAGGUCCUGAGCUGUCGUUCUCUUCGGCAGUGCGUGUCCUUCAGCGCCGUGAUGGAGGAGCUGGCCAUCUCCCUGCAGUGUUACAGAGGCGUCCGCAGGAGGUCGCGACCCCGCAGCGCGGCGAGGUCGACCUGCGUCGCCUGUCAACCCAAGCGCACCGCGAGGAGGGACGGAGCGAGGCGGGACUCCAGCACUUGAGCCUUGCUGGAUCCAUAAACUGAUCAGAACCUCGAUCAGAGGCUGCUGUUUGAUUUCUUUUGUUUGUCGGCCGCUGAAGGAAGUGAAGUUGUUUUCUCAUCCCCCCCCCCCCCCUCUGUCUUUCUACUGAAUGUGUAUGGAUUAUUACUAAUGAAGCAUUGUAUGUAGUUUACAAAGUCUUGGCCUUGUCUCGACAUUGAUUUGUUAAAACAGCUGAUGACCAAGAGGAUGGAAGCGCUCUCAUAGUAAAAAAAAUAACCUUUGCUGUUUCCUCAUGGCUGUAGUUCGCUGUUCAGUUUGCAGAGUUUGAAUCUGCAAACUUUAUAGAAACUCCCAUUGUGCAAAUGUAGGACGACGGAUUUUUCAGAGUAAAAAGAAGAUUUCUUUGCA
Molecule: messenger RNA, 3276 nt
Organism: Scophthalmus maximus (turbot)
Lineage: Eukaryota; Metazoa; Chordata; Actinopteri; Pleuronectiformes; Scophthalmidae
Gene: grik1a
Product: glutamate receptor, ionotropic, kainate 1a
Exons: 16
Coding region: 91-2886 (931 amino acids)
Biological process (GO): synaptic transmission, glutamatergic; monoatomic ion transport; modulation of chemical synaptic transmission
Cellular component (GO): plasma membrane; kainate selective glutamate receptor complex; presynaptic membrane
Molecular function (GO): kainate selective glutamate receptor activity; transmitter-gated monoatomic ion channel activity involved in regulation of postsynaptic membrane potential
Source: RefSeq, a predicted model, not a curated record